GUUGUAGGGAGAGCUGGGCUCCAGAGCCGAGCCCGCCGCUCACCUGCCGGUGCAGCUCACCUGCUGUGGAGCGCGAGCCCCGCGACCUUCUGGCCCACUCCGGAGCGGGGCCACCGCCCCUCGCCGCUGCGGGCACCAGCGCCGACAUGCCACACGAGUAGCCCGCGCUCUUUGGAAGCACCAGAGGACACCCCUCGAUCUGGGCGUGCCAAGAGGACAGGGGUUAAAAUGAAUGAAGACCUGAAGGUCAAUUUAAGCGGGCUGCCUCGGGAUUAUUUAGAUGCCGGUGCCAACGAGAACAUCUCAGCCGCUGUCUCCUCCCAGGUUCCGGUUGUAGAGUCAGAGCCUGAGCUCGUAGUCAACCCUUGGGACAUUGUCUUGUGUACCUCAGGAACCCUCAUCUCCUGUGAAAAUGCCAUUGUGGUCCUUAUCAUCUUCCACAACCCUAGCCUGCGAGCACCUAUGUUCUUGCUGAUAGGCAGUCUGGCUCUUGCAGACCUGCUGGCUGGCAUUGGACUCAUCAUCAAUUUUGUUUUUGCCUACCUGCUUCAGUCAGAAGCCACCAAACUGGUCACCAUCGGACUCAUUGUUGCCUCCUUCUCCGCCUCUGUGUGCAGCUUGCUGGCUAUCACUGUUGACCGCUACCUCUCGCUGUAUUACGCUCUGACGUACCAUUCCGAAAGGACGGUCACAUUUACCUAUGUCAUGCUGGUCAUGCUCUGGGGGACUUCCAUCUGCCUGGGGCUACUGCCUGUCAUGGGCUGGAACUGCCUGCGGGACGAGUCCACUUGCAGCGUGGUCAGACCUCUCACCAAGAACAACGCAGCCAUUCUUUCCGUCUCUUUCCUCUUUAUGUUUGCACUGAUGCUUCAACUCUACAUUCAGAUCUGUAAGAUUGUGAUGAGGCACGCCCAUCAGAUAGCCCUGCAACACCACUUCCUGGCCACAUCACACUAUGUGACCACCCGGAAAGGGGUCUCCACCCUGGCUAUCAUCCUUGGGACAUUUGCUGCUUGCUGGAUGCCUUUCACCCUCUAUUCCUUGAUAGCAGAUUACACCUAUCCUUCCAUCUAUACCUACGCUACUCUCCUGCCUGCCACCUACAAUUCCAUCAUCAAUCCUGUUAUAUAUGCUUUCAGAAACCAAGAGAUCCAGAAAGCCCUCUGCCUCAUCUGCUGCGGCUGCAUCCCAUCCAGCCUGUCCCAGAGGGCACGAUCGCCUAGUGAUGUGUAGCAGCCUUCCACCUAGAAGGACACUGCCUAUGGCAAGCACUUCCACUGCCCACCCAAUGGCUGAUGUGCUCCCUUAAAUUCUUUGCAUUGGAUUCUCUGUCAAGCCGCAGGAAUACUUAGCAUUGGUGAAGCAAUGACAUCAUUUAAAUGAGUUAAGUGACUGAGUGAAAAUGAUGUUACCAGUGUUGUCACUUUUUCAAAAAAGUUGUUGACUGCUCAGCAUUACUUCUUGUUUUGGGACAAGGAUUUUGUUUUAUUUUAUAUUUGGGGGUGUUGUUUUUGUUUUAUAUGGUGGUAUGUGGGAAAGGAAAGGGUAUGACAUGGCCAUGAUGUUAAUUUAAAUAAACAAGUUCCAGGGUUUUUACCUGGACUUUAAAAUAAAUCUGAGUUAUUAAGGAAAAUGGAGAAGGAAUUACUUUUUCUGAAUUUUCUUUUUUUAAAAAAAAUCAAAGUAGACUUUAAACAUUGCAUGUAUUGAACAGAAUAUGAUCUUUUUGAAGCCAACAAAAAUUAUUUACAUAAUUAUGCUUGGAAGGGACCUGUUUCUUAUAGCAUAAACUUAAUAAUGAGUUACCAACACUGAAACCAUGAACUCAUUCUGAUUCGUUCUUUGUUUCCUUUGAGUGAUUACUGUUAAUAAGAAUUACUUUGCAAUUUCUAUAAAUGCUGUGACUCAUUCUGCAUGGUUUCCUGUGUUAGUUAGACCACUAGUUUCAAAUGUUGCCAUGCAAAUCUAGAAUUAAGAGAGUCAUUUUUCAGUACAUCCAUUCUAAAAUCAAUUAUACAUGAAAUAGGAUUGAUUAGACCCACUAUUGUAGUUUCUUAAAGUAUGAUAGUUUUCAGGAAACAAAACAAAAAUUAUUAAUGAUAACUAUUGAAAGCAGAAUAAGUUUAAUAUGUUCUGAAAAAUAAAUUAAUGUGAAGCUAUCAUGAAUUAUGCAAACAUCACCUUUCCUAUCUCUCUUUAAGAAUAUAUUAGUGGUUAUUCUUGAUUGAGAUAAAUAGAAUUGAAUAGAACAAGUUUUUCUUUUUAUAUUGUCUGUAGCAAAGAAUACAUUUGAAACAGGUGGUCUCCUAUUUAAUGAUUAAGUUUGUGAAUGAACAACAUACAUACAUGACUGUGGUAUGUAUCUGCUAUAUCCUGUGAUUUCACAAGCAGAAUAAUCAAAUGGUUAUUCAUGAAAAGUUAAAUUUGAAUUUUUCCUUCUUUUUAUAUAUAGACACACACAUACACACACACACAAACUUAAAUGCAAUAAAAAUUGUAUUGCCUGUUUUUGGAAAGCAAAGAUUGCCUUGGGAAAUUUCACAGAAAAAUUUGACUUUAAAUAUACUUUAAAGUCACCGAGACUGCAUGUCAUUUCUGUUAGUGUAAAGAGAUGAAGACACAGUUACUGUUCCUUUAUUUGUAAUGAAAUUAUAGCUGUGUCUAUGUAACCAGAGAAGAAUAUCUGGACAGCUCAUCAACAUUCCCACAGCAGCAAGAUCAGUAUUUCAGGGCCUUUGGGGAGGGGUUGUUUGUAAUAAUUUAACUACAUUGGUUUGUUCCAAAUAUUAUGCUCAUAGUGGUCUUAGGAUCAUUCCAGCAGCCUCUAUGCUGAUACUAUCUCUCCAAAGCCUCUUCUAAUGUAGCACAAGUGUGACUAAAUCUUCUACUUGAAUCUGUGUCUCCUCCCUGAGGUUACUUAGGGAAGUGGGAGAGGGACUGAAAUAUUUAAGAAAUGAAAAAGGAUUUUUAAUGCAUCUUGCCGCAUGAACAACCUAAUCAAGUUGAUGCCUUUAAAAUAUAUUUGAACAUUGGAUAGACUUGGUAGUUUGAAUAUGAUGAGUCUGUUCAUUUUUAAUCACUUAAAAUUUCAUAACGUCUCUCUAUGGGAGAAGUGACAAGGUAAGUGUUUUGACAUGGGUUGGGGAAUAUUGAUGAGGAGGUUUAAAGCAAUAAAUGAUGCCUUUGUAGGAAUUGUGGCUCCCAUUUGCAUAUUUCAAUAGUAAGAAUUAUAAGGAUGACAAUAUGAACUGCUAUAGACAACAUAACGGGUUCUAAGCCCCCUGCUUGAAAUUUUACCUGCUCUUUAGCUUUAGUCACAGAAACACACUUUUGCAGGUCAGAAAACUAAGAAUCAGAGAAAAGGACAAGAAAUGUGCUAAGUCUACAAAGCCACAGGGUAGAUCCCAAAUUCGAAGUUGGGUUUUCCAAAGCCUAAGUUUUGCUCUUUCUUUGCACAAUGCUGGAUGUGGGGGCAAAGGAAAAAGUGCUUUUUAACAUGUUAUUGUUACAAAAAUUUGGUUCUAUAAUUAGGAAAUAAAGUUUCCUAUUUUAAAUGACAUGUGAAAUGAUAGCCAAUAUGGCUGUAAGUAAAGGAGAUCUAUUUGUACCGUGCUCUGUAUGUAUAAUGAUCUUGUAAAUACUAGCCCCAUGGCUGCUUUUGAGCAUUUUUAAAAUAACAGAUUUCAGUUAAGGGAUUCUUCAGUUCAAUUCUAAUGUGUCCUUACAGUUUACUUUAAAUUAUGAAGAUUUGGGAAUGUGUAGGUGGUUUUCUACAAGGAUGCUUUGUUUCUAUGAGGUUAAUUGUUAAGUAAUGUGCAUGUAUGUCAAUGUAUUUGUAUAUGUUUACGUGUGUGUAUGCAUUCAUAUAUUCAAUAACAUUAUCUUGCAACAGGAACGAAUACAUAUGGAAAACUCUCAGAUUUCCAGCAGCCCUGAGGUAGCAGGUAAUCUUUUAUUCCAUGUAGUUACUAUUUCUAGUUUACAAGGAAUUUAUAUUAUUUUCAGUGAAAACAGUUGUCUUUGAAGAUGGAGCAAUUUACUUACCUUAUUAGAAUCCUUAGCUGAGGCUAAUUACCCAAGUGGUGGAUAGCCAAAGUCAUAUUUCUUUUUACACCUUAACUCUUUAUUUCUUUUUAUCAAUCAAGUUCUUUAUUUUUCCUUUUUUUGUGGUGCUGGGAAUUGAACCCAGGACCUUAUACAUAAUAAGCAAGUGCUCUAGCACUGAGUUAUAACCAGCUCAAGUUUGUUUCUUCCUGGUUCCUGUGCAGGGGCAAUGAGGGGAAACUGAGCCCCUUCUUCCCUGGAUGCCUAAAUCGAAUAUCAGUUCAGGUGGGGAGAAUUCCUCAAAUGACUUGUCAUGCAUGAAUAGUCUUAGAUUCCUCCAGGAUUUAAGGCAGGAUUGAAAUAAGAAGUUUAAAAGAGCCGAUGAGGGGCUGGGGGUGUGGCUCAGCGGUAGAGCACUUGCCUUAGUAUGUUCCAGACCUUGGGUUCGAUCCUCAGCACCACAUAAAAAUAAAUAAAGAUACUGUGUUCAACUAAAAAAAAUAAAUUAAAUAUUAAAAAAUAAAUAAAAGAGCAGAUGUAGAACAGAGAUAUUUCAUGUCAAUAACAGUAUCUUGGAGAGUUCUUAAAUUUUUUAAGGAAGUUCUUAAAUCAUUACUAAAAUAAUUAAUGAUUGUCUUUAUUUCAUGGUCAUGUAUAUAUCACGUGAAAUUAGAACGACUUACCAUUUUAGAUUAUAAAUAUAUAUUAAACAAGUGACAUUUAUGGUGUUAUUUGGAACAAUGUUUACAUUUUCACCUUGAUUGUAUGCCCACUAUAAUAAAGGAACAGAUUGCUUUUUUUUUCUUUUUUUUGGUUCCCUUUGAAAGUUUUAAUGACUAUUGGAUGGUCUUGGUAUCUGGUUAGAAUAUUUAAAUCUGGUUCAAAAUUCGAGCAUUAUGGAACUAAUAGUUUUAUACAUCAUGGUUUUAAUUAGCAGACAAAUUUGUCUUCUAGAACAAAAUGCAGAAAAAAAAAUAAUGGUUAUGUUGCCUAGGGCUUCCAAGGUUCAAUUUUUAAAGGGUAUGCAAAUCACUGGAGAGUCUUAUUAAAAUGCAGAUUAUGUGUCAGCAGGUAUGGGGCAUGGCUGAUUUCUCAAAAGCUCCUGUGUGAUGUUCAUCUGAUGGUCUGUAAAUAACACUUGGACUUCCAAGUUUAAGUGUCACAUUUUCAGUAUUCUUAAAAUAUAAGUAUAACAUAUAAAUAUUAUAUACAUAAAUAUACAUUUAGAGUGUCUAUUUUUGUCUGAGGUUAAUAACCAACCUGUGUUCAAUGGAUAUGAACUUUAAACUUAUACUAGAACUUCUCAGUAUGAUCUAAAAGAGAUCUAUGGACAUAUUUUUUAUAUGUUAAUGUUCUCGAUUUAAACUCUUAAUUCUCAUUAUCUUAAAGAAAGUUCUCUUGGGAACUUCAUAAACAGGCAAUACGUUUUUAUACGUGUGAGUGAAUACACGUAGCAACCAAGAUUUCACCUCCUUUUUUUCCAAAGAUGAUUUUCUUUAUGAUUCCAGUGAUGUGUCUCCGGGGCUGUGUGUACCUACAUGAAUUCAUCUUGAGAAGGGUGAGACAGAAACCUUUGUUCUUGGUUCUAAGAUUCAUCUACACCCAUCUCAAAGUAACUUUUUUUUAGACAGGUAACCAGAGAGAUUUUAAAGUAUCUCAUCUUUAUUUUUUAGCAACAAAAAUACUGUUAAUGUUAACAUUUAUCCUAUGUAUUCCAUAUACUCUGUUUCCUUCCUGUGGAAAGAGGCACAAACUAUCAUAUCCAAUUGAAGAAUGUAAGAAUACAUAGUAGAGGUGGAUGUUAACAUGUAACUUAAAUAUCUCGUUUGUAUAAAAUAUCUAUAGUAGAGAUAUAGAUUUUUUUUUUUUGGUACCAGGGAUUGAACCCAAGGGUUCUUAACCCCUGAGCCACAACCCAGUCCUUUUUUAAAAAAUAUAUAUUGUAUUUGAGACAGGAUCUCACUAAGUUGCUUAAGAACUUGUAAGUGACUGAAGCUGGAUUUGAACUUCUGGUUCUCCUGCCUCAACCUCCUGAGUCACUGGGAUUAGAGGUGUGUGCUACCAUGUCUGGCUAGAAAUUUUAAGUCAUCAAAAUUCAAAUGCUAACUCUGAGUAUCAGUGAGCAAACUCAAUUAAAAAUAAAUUUGGAGAGGGCUGGGAUUAUAGCUCAGCGGUAGAGCACUUGCCUAGCAUGUGCGAGGCUCUGGGUUUGGUUCUCAACACCACAUAUAAAUAAAUAAAAUAAAGGUCCAUUGGCAACUAAUAUACAUGUGUGUGUGUGUGUGUGUGUGUGUGUGUGUAUUAAAAAAUAAGUUUGGAGCAAAAAUGAAAACAUUUAGUGGUACACAAAUUCCCUUGGUUCUAACUAUUUGAAUGGACUAUUUAUAGUAGAAUAUUUAUAUUUUAAAAAGUGAAAGAGCAGCAUUUUGUUUUCUAAGAAGCAAUGACUUAUUUAAUGGGAGUAAUGUUAUCUGGUGUUUCAUAACCUUUCCAUAAUAUGUCAUGGACAAUAGUUUCACAUCUGCAAGUGUAGAGCUGUGUCUUCUUUUUAUUUUAUUCCUUUUUAAAAAAUUGGUAUAUUAUACUUGUAGUGUACAUUAUUACAUGCUCACAAUAUAAUAAUAAAAUUUGUCCACUAAUAUUCCCCAGUAUUUCACCUUUCCCUCCCCUCCUCUCACCCUGGUCUUUUUCCUCCAGGGAUCUCCCUUUGAUUUUCAUGAGACAUCCCUCUAACACUUAAAAGAUGAAAGAGCAUCUUAUGGAAUUCUAUCUAAAGAUUGGGAUCUGCAUUUAUCAUCAAACAACAUACACUGAAUCUAUGGGAUUCUUAUUUGGGCUUCUGAAAAUAUGAACCUUUCAAAUAAUGAGGGACAGUGACCUUUUACAGGUAUGUGGUUACUAGGGUGUAACCUAAGGGAAAAUUGAUUCUGAUCUAACCCUACCUUUAUUCCUUCUAGAAUCCUUUUGAAUUGUGAGCAAAUUUAUUGUUGGGUUCUAUAGAAUCUAAGAAUUAGAAGAAAAUUUUUGAAGCAAAAAUUUCAAUAUCAAAUCUAAGUCAUUUAAAUCAACACAUUUUUGGAAACUGAAGUUCUACACUUUCCCUCAAGGCUUAGCCAUGACUUUAUAUUCCUAAUCUCGGUCUUAUUAUACUCUAGUUCUAUUUUGUCUUAGCCCAGCCCCUGGAAAUCCAGAGAACCCUGUUAGUCACAGUCAACACUUACAUAUUGAAAAUAUUCAUUAAAUAGUAUUGUUCUCCUUUUCUUAAUUUAAAACACUUAUUCUCUAUUUUAUUUAAUAGUCUUUUGAUCAUUUUCCUGGUGUUUUUUCCUCAUAUCCUAUACUAUUCCUUUAUAUACCUCUUCAAAUCUAUUAAUCAAAAUGGGGAAUAAUUCACUAAAUGGAGUGAGACCUAAAGCAGAAUGUUAGAAUUUUCUCCAUUCUGCUUACCGUGUUUCUUUGAGUGUGGGCUCCAACCAGCAGUAGUAACAUCUCUUAGGAACAUGUUAAAAUACAGAAUUCUCAGGCCUCUUCCAGACUUGCUGCUCAAAACUCAGGUUGUAGGGCCCAGAGAUGUGAUUUUAACAAGUUCUUCAGAGGAUCCUGAUGUACACUGGAUUUGAGGAGCAUGCCAUAUAACUUUAGCGGAAUCUUAACAUUAACCUGGUGUUAUUUAUGAUGUUAACUGCUCAGGGUAACUGGAACCUAUGAACUUUUUCUGCUAUGUCUAUGCCAGGCUGUCCUCGCAUCAGACCCUCAGGUGAUUUUGGUUUGUAGAUGGGCCGCCUUGUACUGAUUUCUGCAGAAUUUCUUGUUUUCAAGGCUAUUUUCUAGUUCAUCAGGCUCAAAUAACCUCUGUCCCUUCCAUUGGAAUUGUACCACUGUCAGCAUCUGUGCAUCAUGUACCUCUGAUAGAAAGAAUGCAGAGAGAGGAAAAAAGUCCAACGAGACUGUUCUUUAUCCUGUCCUGCUCAUGACCUAUUUGUGAAUGACCAGAAUAGUCCACAGCCAGGCUUUAGCUAUCCAGCCACACCUUAUGUGUCCAUGCCCUUGCACCUUCUCUGGUCAUGUGACUGUGCACACAUGCAUAGGUGCACUCUCACACUUCUCCUGUGAUCCUACACACUUCCACCUUCAUUCUCCAAUCCCAGACCAAAGAUCUUCAGUGAGAACGUACCAAAGCUAUGGCGCUGACCAAAGUUGACCUUCAGGCUAGUGCUGUGGCAUCUGAUUGGCACAAUCUUGGCAAGCUUCAGUGGGGAUAACACUUCUAUGACUCUAUCCUGAGAACCGUCCUCAGGACAGUUGGCAUCUUACCCCAUCUUUACACUAAUCUUGUUGCCCACUGGUUUAUAGUCCAGAGAGAUCAGUAAUAGGAGCAAUGGACAGGUUUGGAGCAAGUUUUCUUAAUGCUAGGGACUGACCAACUUGCACACAUGGACACUUAGCCUAGAAGGAUGUCCUUCUCAUGAGUGCCCCUCUUCAUUUCAAAGCACUAUUGCUGAUUUGUACAGUUUCAUUUAGAAUCAUUUGAAGGUAGGACAGCAUAUUUCAAGCACUUGAAAAUGGGUAUGAUUAAAGACACUCUCUGUUGUAAGUUCCUAAUGCAGUCCGAGGAGCAACAAAUCCAACCGUUUAGGAAGCAGAGUACCACCUCCCACUGUAUAUAGACUUUGGGACAGAAGCAGGUAUGCUCCCAGACCCACAUGAAUCUGUGAUGCAUUUUCACCUGAGAGUUUGGGAUGUCUUCCUGUUACAGAGAUGAGCCUGGGACAUAGACUUCCGAGGCUUGCAUCCUUGCCUGUUCCUUCCUACUUGACUGGCCUCAGAGCAAACCCCAGAACCUCUCGCAGCCUUCAUGUUCUAAUUGGGUAGAGUAAGCAUGCUCCAGGAAACUAUCUCGCAGUGUUGGGUAAUAUAGGACACAGGGAAGGUUUAACAUAGAUAGUACAGAUAGACGCCAAUUUAGGAUGUUUUGCCUUUACAAUGAAGCCAAAGUGAAUCUCAUUUGUAGAAACCAUAUUGCCAAUUUUGAAUUUGGGUCUUUUCUUAGGCUAUUGAUAUUUGGUCGGAUCUUUUCUUGGGUUUCUAGGUGGUGGCAGUAACCACAGCUCCUAGUAGUCCUGGGAUCAUGAGGAGAAAAACCUGACACUCUACAGAGUACUAUGCAGCUAAGUUGGGGCAUUCGUGGGUUAGGAGCAUGAAAUGCAUCUUCAACUUAACAGUGUUUUCCAUUUAUGGUGGAUCCAUCAGGAUGUAACCCCAUCGUAAGUCAAGGAGCAUCUGUACUCACACUUAACUACUUGGUGCCACUUUCCCUUAGUAUUAUUAUGACUACUGUUGUUGCUUACACUUGCCCAAGGCCUUGAAAUUACUAAUAUUGCUUCCAUUACUUAGUGCGAUAGGUACCCAGAUAAAAGCCCCACAUACAUUAUCUGGCAUACUGUUUUCAGCAAUGCUCUGAGGUAUGCAUUGCUAAUCUCCCACGUCAUAAAUAAGGAAAUGGAUGCACAGAGAGGUUAAGUGAAUUUCCUAAAACUACGUAGACUUUAUAUAAGUCACUGUGAACAUUAGAGACAAGUAGUGCUUACUAGGAGAUGCCCAGUGAAGUUAGUGAAGGAUGGCUGUUCAUACGAGGGUAACACGACUCUCCAAAGGCAGCUGGGCUCAGAGCCAAAGGGAUGGCCCAGACACCUGCAAUCACUCAGAGACCUGAGGUGGGCUCUGGAGGGCAGGCUGGCUCUCUGGAGACAGUGGGGUAUUAAUGGGUCUGAAGGAGCAGGGUGGACUUCUGUGAGGUCAAAGAAGCCCAAAAGUUUCCCUGGAGAGCCAACAGUGGUGGGAUUCAAAGGACUGACAUGAAAAUGACUUGAGCUUGUUCAGAAUGGGGCUGACUAUUCAUUGAAUUUUGUUUUUCAAAUGACAUUUAACUUGAACCAAUUCUCAUAUACAAAACAAAACAAAAAAAAUUAGGUUUCAACUGCCUUUAAAUGAAUCCCAGUGUAAUCGCUAAAACCUCACAUUUAGGUACUUUGCAAACUUUAAUAAUGUAAGGUUUUAAAAACUUUAUUCAUGUUUCUUGAAAUCCACCAACAGUGUGUGUUUAAGGGGGGGAGAAAGCCCAGUGACCAACAGAUAGUAUUUGUGUAGACAUGGAUUUGCAUGAAUAAGAAUACUUCUUUAUUGUAAAAAAUCUACUAUUUUACAUGCAGGCUUUCCAAACAUAAAGCACAGCACAGAAUUUUUCCAUUUAAAUAGAUCUUUUAGAUGUAUUGGAGUCCUAGGUCUACAUUCUUAAGCUGGCUAGUUCUUUCCAAAUGCCUCGCUUCAGGGACAAGGAAGCCCAGGCCAGGGAAGGCUGUGGCCUCUAAAUGUCAUUAGCUGGAGGCCCAGAACAUGUACUGGAAUAGUAAGUCAUCCAGAACUUUAUUCUGGGGCAGAUUUUCAUUGACAAGGAAGAGCUGGAAAUAUAAAAGAUUUAUCUAUUGUACGUCUUCUGGGUCUGAAUGAUUUUUUGUUACUCCUGACUAUUAGACAUGAUGGUUACAGUUGAAUAAUAAUUAUUGCAAUCAGGACUAACAUUUUCUGCAGUCGGGCACUAUCCUCAAAUCAAAGUUUUACAAGUAUUGACUUAUUCAUUCUUCACAUCCACAAAGGAUGCAUUUGAAAGCACUAAUUCUAGAAUUGAAGACAUGUAGACAUGCAGACCCAGCAAUCCAUGGCCCAUCUCCUCCUGUUUCCUUAUCCUGUCUCUGCACACACAGGAGCUCACUAAAUUUUCAUAGUGUCUGGGCCAAAAUUCUCCAACAAUCUGUUGGCUUCAUAAAUUGACUAUGCAUUUCAGAAAUCACUGUAUGUUCAAUACAGGAUGUAUGAUGUUUGCAUGCCCAACAUGUGACAUGUUAGUGUUUUGAGUCAUCGUCAUUCCGGGCUGGUAAGCUUUAAAAAGAACUAUGUAGAAGUCCAGACUGCACUUCCAUCCUGCCAGAAGGAAAGAAGCUGGAGCCAUAUAUCUUCAGAAGUGUAUUUUUCCAAGCCUUUUGAGAAGGGGCAGGGAAACUCCUUGCCAGACAGGUCAGUGAACUUGUGGAAAUGAUAAUGACUUACUAUCCUUAAAAGUCACAGCAAAUAUUAAAAUGCAUUGGGUGGUUGAUGUUCCAGACAUGAUACCAAGUACUUAUACCUAAGAACCACUUUCAGUCUUUGUAAUGACCCAAUGAUCUUUAGGCAUUUUUAUUAUCUCCAAUAAAAAUUAAGGAUUGAAAGACUAAGUUAUGUACCUGAGAUCUUCCAUUCAUAGGUGGCAGGUCUGUCCAACACCACACCCACCACCUGUGCCCCUGGACACUAUUGCCAGCCAUCUGUCUUUGAGGGUUGAUUUCUGUGUCCCCCACAGGCUCUACUUCAUUGUAGCAGCAGUAGUUGCUCAAAACUUCUUUGUAACACCUCUCAAUAGAAUAUUUUCUUGCUCCAUAAGUUGAGCUGGGUUCCUUGCUUCUGCCUGAGCCACCUGUGCACGACCUAGGUGAACUGCGCUGAGUGUUUGCACAGGGGAUGAGUCCAUUCUACUCUCUGCCACCACCAUCCCUCUGCUGAGCCCAUGGGGCCCUAGUCUUCUUGAUCCAAUUUUGUUGUAAGAGUCUCAAGCAGUACUAUUUUCAAAGGAAGCAUGGAAGACAUUUGAAAUUACAGAAUUUCAGGUGACCUGAAGACACCUCAAAAGAAGCAAAUCAACAAAAACAGGGAUUCUCUUUUAAAGCAGUGCAGUUGCUUUCUUAGUUCUUUGAGUAAGAAAAAACGUGGAUUGGCUAUUUUCUUGUAUGCCGAGAUUGCAAACAUUUCAGAAAAUGGUCUAUCUUUGACAAAAAGAUGUUAUAUUGAGAGUAAAGUGAAUUUGGACAACCAUUCUAGCUACUCAUAGACUUUGAGACCCAAGAAUAAUAACCCUUACUGCAAGCAACAACUAGUCAAAGUGUGAUUCAGCAAUGUGUGUGUGUGCACUGUUAAUACAGAUAUAAUUUAUGCACUUUCAUUUAGGUUUUGGCAAUGGAAAAUCACUGAGGACAUAUAAAAACAAGGUUGCUUUUCUUCUGCAAGAAAUAUUAAAUAAAAUAAUAUGAGUGCCAAACCUCAGAGUUUAACAAUACACACUCAGUCUUUCUACAUUUAUGUUUUUAUGUGUUGUAUCUUUAAAAGUAGACAAUUUAAUAAUUGGUGAAUUAUUUUUAAUGUCAAUGUCACUGUACAUGUUUUGAAUUGUAUAAUUUAAUCAAUUAUUAAUGUAAUCUAUAGUUAUUAGUUUGUAAAUA
Marmota monax (woodchuck) is the source of this 12350-nucleotide messenger RNA. RefSeq names its product G protein-coupled receptor 12 (gene Gpr12). Gene Ontology annotation, molecular function: G protein-coupled receptor activity. The transcript has 2 exons. Bases 229 to 1233 code for a protein of 334 amino acids. The record is from RefSeq and is a predicted model, not a curated record. Gene Ontology annotation, cellular component: membrane. Lineage: Eukaryota; Metazoa; Chordata; Mammalia; Rodentia; Sciuridae. Gene Ontology annotation, biological process: G protein-coupled receptor signaling pathway.